Messenger RNA from Trichoderma virens Gv29-8, 954 nucleotides. RefSeq lists its product as uncharacterized. Gene Ontology annotation, cellular component: plasma membrane; cell cortex of cell tip. The record is from RefSeq and is a predicted model, not a curated record. NCBI's taxonomy places the organism in Eukaryota, Fungi, Ascomycota, Sordariomycetes, Hypocreales, Hypocreaceae. Gene Ontology annotation, biological process: fungal-type cell wall organization. The transcript is spliced from 3 exons. The coding region runs from base 1 to 954 and encodes 317 amino acids.
AUGGGUAAGGGAGGUCGCAUCGCGUGCAUUGCGGUGCCAUAUCUAUGGACGAUUGGAGCUUUAGUCGCCAUCAUUUUCGUGGGCAUCGGUUCCACGGACUCUGAUUCAGCUACACUAAACAAGCUGUUUUUUAUGAGAGCCGAUCUUUCCAAUGUCACGACCGUUGAAGCAACGAGGUUCGGCGACCAGCUCCUGAACCUCACCUCGACCGCCAUGAGAAAUGCCACCGAGGAGCUUGCCGCCGCUCUGGAAGAGGCCGAGAAAGCCUCGGAACUCCGCGAUUUCUACAACAUUGGUCUAUUCGGUUACUGUACUGGAGACAAGGAACAUGGAAAAUAUGACGUGGACUUCUGUAGCAAGCCCAAAGGAAGCUUCUGGUUCAACCCGCUUGAGGUCUGGCACUUGAACAUUAGCGGCGUGCCCGAUUUGCUCCCAACGCAUCUCCAGUCCGAGCUGAAGACUUACCAAAAGGUGUCUCACUGGAUGUUUGUUUCAUAUGUCCUUGCCUUUGCCGCCACUUGCCUUCAGCUACUUGUUGGCUUUUCGGCAAUUUUCAGCCGUAUAGGAAGCCUGGCCACAACCGUCGUAGCCGUGGUUGCUACUAUCUUCAUGUUCGCUGCAAGCAUUACCUCGACCGCUCUCUUUGUGGUGCUGGCCGGCGUCUUCAACACCUCACUCAAAGAUUACGGUGUUACUGCCCAAUUGGGCGGCAACCUCUUUGCUGCAUCGUGGCUUGCUGCAGCGUUAUCCCUUGCAAGCUCAGUUCUCUGGCUUUUCAGCUCAUGCUGCUGCUCGGGCCGUACCGAAGCGCGUCGCUCUUCACCGAAGAGCACUUACAAUUAUGAAAAGGUCGAUGUGGGAUCUGGUUCAUCAACUCACUCCGGUCAUACCACAGCGCCGGCUCCCACCUUCGAUAACACAAAUACGGCGUAUGAACCAUACCGCCACCGGUAA